AUUAAAUAUUUUUAUUCAAUUUACUUUUUUGUUAUUCCUUAUUUUCGGGCUGUCGUCUGGAAAUGCAAUAAUAUUGAGCAUUUAUGAGCAAAGUUUAAAAUUCCAGGUUCAUUUACAUAUUUCCCUGAUUUUUCUAGGUUUUCCCUGACUAAUUUAAAAUUCCAUGACUUUUCCCAGUUUUCCCGCUUUUCCAGGUCUAUGGCAAUCCUGUUUAAGGCUUGACGAAGCAAAAUAAUUAGCACAUUAAUAUUAACAGCGCAUCGUGCGCAUAUAAUUGACGUAUACACGUGAUAUAUUACUUUCAGCUCGCCGAGGUAUUAAAUUUCUGAUCGGUCUCAUAUUACCUAGCAACCUAUCUACCCUUUCACACGGGUCAUGGGUCAUUCGCUGAUGCACCCACCUUAUCGAGAGCCCGGCCACCGAAGAAGCACCGUUUCGCGAAGUUUUUACUCGUGGCGCAACCCGGACGUGGGCUCCUGGUUCAUACAGGCGCUCUGCGAGGAACUGGAUCUUCACGGACGAAGGAGGGAUCUACUCAGCCUAAUGACUUUCGUGAAUCGACGCGUCGCCAUCGAGUAUCAAUCCUACGUGCCGCAGAACGAGAAAUUCCACGGGAAGAAGCAGAUCCCGUCGAUUGUCUCCAUGUUAACCCGACUUGUGUACUUUCGCGAUAAGUGCGCAUCGAUUCCGGAGGAUAAAGAGGAGAAGUCGCAGGCUUGCGAAAAAAUUACGUAAAACGCGAAAGUUCGGCCGUCUCUCGAACACGGAUGAUGGAUUCGCCGUCAGAAACUGACAAAUAGAUUUCAAUUAUUUUCUUCUGUGCAUCGAAUCCAUUUGAAAAAUGAUCGCGGAUCCGUAUAUACGACUCGUCAAAUAUGUUUAGAUCUUGUGUCAAUCAAGCGUACAUGAACUCAAGUUAUUAUUAUUAUUUAAUAUAUUAUUACUCAAGUCGAAAUUUUUCUCCUAUUUUCAAUCUCGUUUUUUUUACGAUUUCUAGAAGGUUUCCACAUGAUUAACUUAUAAACAGAAAUUAAGCUCCUAUUUUGUAUCUCGAAUAAGCAAUAAACAAAUAAUUUUAAAUAUACAGAUAACUAUAGGUUAAAUACAG
Nylanderia fulva is the source of this 1108-nucleotide messenger RNA. Lineage: Eukaryota; Metazoa; Arthropoda; Insecta; Hymenoptera; Formicidae. The record is from RefSeq and is a predicted model, not a curated record.